AACUUGACAGACGUCACGUUUUACUAUCCUAACAAAACGCGUUCAUAGCGAAUACAAUUCGUUGUUUUUGUUUUUUCAUUUGAAAAUGUUUAAUUUAUUUAAUAGAACUUUUCAAAAGUGACAAUGAUUUUAUCAAGUAAAUUCAAGUUAAUUGCUUUGAAUAAUUCAAAAAUUAUUCGUUUAAAUAUUCCAACUCAUUUACAAACUGUGCAAUUUAUAUACCAAGUGCGAACUGUAGCAUCUCAACCAGAAAAAUUGGAUAUUAUCAAAAAUCUUCAAAAGAAUCUCGGUUGCUCGAUAGAUGUUGCAACGAAUAUUUAUAGUAAAUUUCCAUCUUUACGAUCUCUCGAUGCAGUUGAAAAUGAUAAGUUGAAACUACUUCGUUUCAAAAACGUGUCUGCAGAGACAAUUGUCGAAAAUCCAUCACUGCUCACUUCCGAAAUCGAUGCAUUGAAGAGAAAAAUCGUGAAAAUAGAUAUGAUGGAACCGAAAGAAUUCAACGAUUUUGCACCAUUAUUGGCGCUAAGCGAAAGUGUGCUGAAUAGACUUUCAAAACUAUUUCAAAAGGAGAAGAUGGAUAUUGAGGAAAAGAAUCGAAUUUAUUAUUUGAGCAAAAGAUUUCGGAUAGAGCCGCAUUACAUUUCAAAAUACAUCGCUGAACCUGGAUACAUGAUAUUUGGUUCGUCAUUUCGAAGUUUUGUGAAGAAAAUAAACAUACUUUUGGACUAUGGCAUGAGCCAAAUGGAAAUAUUGAAUGGCCUGUACGCUCUUUGUUACAGUGAUGGUAUUUUUGUUCGUCGUUGUGAACAGUGUCUUUUGGCUGGAAAGCCCGUAAAAAUAUCAUAUUUUUUACUCCCCGAAACCGAUUUUGAUGAGCGAAUUAAGAAACACACUGUGAAAAAGGAUACCUUGCCAGUUGCAAUGCUACAUCGAUUGGAAAAACAUACAUUGGAAAAGGCUCAAAUUGUGGAAACACUAAAAUCAUUAUUAAACUGCAAUAACUUGGAAUCGUCUGAACUCUACUAUGACUACAUCAGUUCCAUUAAUGAAUUGGCUACCGCCAAAAACAACGCAAAGUAUUUAAUGAACCAUAAAAUCACACCUGAAACUAUUAGGCAAAAUGGAUUUCUGCUUCAAAUGUCGAUUGAUGAUAUCAAGAAAGGAUUAGAAAUUCUGAGAAAAAUGCAACCAAAAAACAUGAAUGAUUUCAUUCCACUCAUGAUUGUUGACAUAUCUGAACUGCAGACAUACAAAUGCAAACUAGAGAGUGAACAGUUUAUUGGAAACAAUCAUCCAAUUUAUUAUUUUAGUGAAAAGUUAAAUAUACCAGCGAGCAAGGUAGCCGAUCGUUUUGGGAAGAGGAGUGAAGUUUUCUUAACGCAUAAAACCGAUAUAUUGAAAUUAAAAUUGGACGUUCUCGUGAAGCACGACGUAGAUCGAGAGAGUAUUUUAAAUUGCAAGCUGACAUUUAUGCGAUAUAGUGCGAAACGAAUUGAAGAGAUAAUAUAUGAGAUUAAACGUAACGGAGUCGAUCAUAUUUUAUCAUAUAUGAUCCAUAACUAUCGUAAUCCAAAAGUUGACAAACUGAAAUCCAAUCGAAUCAUGGAACGGAAUUCUCUAGAAGGAUUUGAGAAUUCAAUGAAAUAUAUCGCGCAUCGACUGAACUGGAAUGAAUCUGAUCAUUUAAAUGUUCUAAAACGCUAUCCAAAAUUAAAAAAUUGUUCUGCGCGCAAGAUAAAAACGCAUUUAGACUAUUUGUUGAAUGAGGCCAAAUUCACAACGGAAGAAAUUAAGAAUACAAUAACCAUUUUGUCAUGCAGUUUAGAUGAAAUCAAAUCACGAUUAAAAGAAAUGAAAGAAAUUGGUGCACCAAUAAAACUACGAGUAAUAGCGCUAAGUAAAAAUAGAUAUUUAAAAUACAUUCAGAAAUGUUCUAGUUGAAGAAUUUUUUAAAAAUUAUUUUUAGCGAUUUCAAACUU
Molecule: messenger RNA, 1979 nt
Organism: Contarinia nasturtii (swede midge)
Lineage: Eukaryota; Metazoa; Arthropoda; Insecta; Diptera; Cecidomyiidae
Exons: 8
Coding region: 124-1941 (605 amino acids)
Biological process (GO): termination of mitochondrial transcription; regulation of DNA-templated transcription
Cellular component (GO): mitochondrial matrix
Molecular function (GO): double-stranded DNA binding
Source: RefSeq, a predicted model, not a curated record